CUCGAAAGCAAAAGUUGAAGGGCAACUCACCGUUUCCGCAUUGAAAUCUUCACUUCUUGGGCCAAACAACAAAGAGAGCUCCCAGUAUGCCUGCAACCGCCUCUAGAAAGGGCAAAUCCCGCGCACAAGAUACGUCUGAUGACAAUCCUGAGGCUGCUUUGCCUUUGGGCAAACAGUUGGUUCAUACCGACAAGAAGGUCAGGGACAAGGCAGUAACAAGUCUGGUCAAUUUCUUGUCUCAAGGAGGAGACACUGAAGGAUCCUCAAGCUCCUAUGUUAACUUGGAGGAUAAGGAGAUGGCCAAACUUUGGAAAGGAUUAUUCUACUGUUUCUGGAUGUCUGACAAGCCCCUUGUUCAACAAGGUCUAGCAGCCGAGCUUGCAGAACUUCUACUCAAAAUCAAUCCUCGUACCAACUCUCCCGGUGAUAAGUUCAAAGCUAGCCUGGCGUUUUUGGAAGGUUUCUGGGAUUCAAUCGUUAGAGAGUGGGCGGGUAUCGACAGAUUAAGAAUGGACAAGUACUACUUGCUCAUGAGAAGAUAUGUCAAUGCUACUUUCAGAUUAUUGGCUCGGGAAAAAUGGGAGAAGGAAGCUAUUGAGGCUGUUAACAGUAUACUGAUGAAGGAAGGUGGUGCCAUGACCUGGGAAGACAGGAGGGUGCCUACAUCCAUUUCCACGCAUUUGUCUGAUAUCUAUCUUGAUGAGCUCAACAAGGUUUUGGGCUUGCCCGAGGUCGACUUCCAACCUGCAUGCCCCAUCGCUGCCGUUCUCCAACCUCACAUUACCCUACUUGCUCGCACUCCCCUUUCCACAAUUCACACCCGCAUCAUGUCAUCAGUCUUCACCCCUCUCCUUAAUUCUCUCGCUCUCGCUUCUUCCUCUCCCGACCAAUAUGAUGAGCGUCCCGCGAAACGAUCAAAGAAAAGUAUAGACGAUGAGCCGAUGUACGCCCACAUUGUCAUGCACUCUUGUGCUGGCGAAGGAGGGAAGCAGGGGAGGAACUCGGCGGAGCAGCUGAGAAACGCUGUUUUGAAAGCAAUGUUCAAUGCAGCUGCCAACCCCAAAUCGACCGAGCCCAAUAGAAGAAAGAUUUACAAGGUCUGGAGAGAGGAGGGCGGCGACGAUGAUGACGAAGAUGAUGAGUAGAGUCUGUGAUACUUUGUUCACCAAUGCACACUUUGACAGUUACGGAUGCAUAGAGUUGUGACGG
Messenger RNA from Cryptococcus deneoformans JEC21, 1209 nucleotides. Its product is annotated as rRNA processing-related protein, putative. The record is from RefSeq and is a predicted model, not a curated record. Gene Ontology annotation, biological process: rRNA processing. Bases 87 to 1145 code for a protein of 352 amino acids. Lineage: Eukaryota; Fungi; Basidiomycota; Tremellomycetes; Tremellales; Cryptococcaceae. The transcript is spliced from 6 exons. Gene Ontology annotation, cellular component: preribosome, large subunit precursor; nucleus; preribosome, small subunit precursor.